UCUAUCCUUCUGGCUUCAAUCUCAACAUCCUCAUACAAGCGUGCAGUUAUUUCCCUUCAUGUUGAUCACAUCAUUCUUGAAUUGAAUCUUUGUGUACUCCGGACUUUCAGUCAGGGAUAGCUAUCCUAAAUUGGAGCAAGUUCAAGACUAUCCUCAAAAGACAAACCUGCAAGCUUCAUACAAUAGGAAGUCCUCGACCAGAUUGGACGUGCUUCGGAUUCAAGCAACUAUCUGGGAAACCACAGAGGGAUAAUAUUUCGUCAUGGCUGACAGCGAGUAUGAACGUGCUCCCGAGGCCAUUAUUAUCCCACUCUUGUCGCUCCUGUCAAUCAUACUGAGCAUUACUCCGUUGAUGUGGCAUUUGAGGAAUUCCAACUUCCCUGCCGUGUGCCUUGUCGGUUGGUUUCUGGUCAACAAUGUAUUCAACAUCGUGAACGCCUUCAUCUGGCCUACAGAUGAUGUCGACUCCUGGUGGAGCGGUGUCGGGCUCUGCGAUGUCGAAGUCAAGCUGAUGGUGGCAAGCUAUGUCGGUCUACCUGGAGCUUUGCUGUGUAUCUUCCGCCACCUUGCAGAAGUCCUGGAUACGGAGCGUACAGUUCUCGUCCCUUCGCGCAGUCAGCGUCGCAAGAAACUCGCCAUUGAGAUAUCAUUUUGCUUGGUUAUCCCUAUCCUAGCCAUGAUCACGCACUUCUUUGUCCAGAAAACCCGUUACAUGCUCUACACAAUUUCAGGAUGUGUGAAUAACUUCGACGAAAGCUGGGUUACCCUGGUUUUAUCUUACCUGUGGCCAACGGUGAUUUGCAUGAUUGCGGCUUACUACUGCUGCCUCGUGAUGUAUCGUAUCAUCAAGUACAACAGAGAGUUCGGCGCGAUCCUUAGCGGUUCUCGUGGAAGUGGAAGUAGUAUGAACAAAACGAGAUUCUUGCGGCUGUUCUGCAUGGCAUCUGUGAUGCUAUUGGCGAUUCUUCCCACUCAGGCUUACGUCCUCUAUGUGGAUAUUCAACUCUCACUACCAUGGCACGACUACUCCUUUUCUAGACUUCAUGGUCCCGGCUGGAAUACGAUUAUCAAGGUUGCGACCCAUGGCCAGAGCUUCUUCGAUCGCUGGAUACCCAUUGGCGGAACACUUGUUCUAUUCGUCUUCUUCGGUUUCGGAAAAGAUGCGACUUCGAUGUACCGUUCGAUUCUCACCAAGCUCGGAGUUGACCAUUGGCUCCCUGUGAAGUCACAGUCCGAUAUCUACUCCGCCAAAAGUUUGGGCUCUUCUUCUAGUCGGAUGAGUAAACUAGGUAAAAUGUUUACCUGGAGUCUCCAGUCCAACACGACAAGAAGUUCGUCGAGAACUGACUCUGUUUCCAAUGAUCCUCCCGCCACCUCUACUACUGCCGAUCUGGAGAAAGGACCCUGCGUCUACUCCGAGGAAAGGAACAUGGCCAAUAAAGCGUCCUUGUGUAGUAGACUCAAGCAUCUGCUGGUCAGCACUCUCUUCCGCACCGGAAGAGGUAAUACCCCUGCUGCACCUGCUAAUAAUAACAACAAUCUUGAGUCUCCAAAGAAUACAGUCUCUACCAGUGCUUGGGCAGGUCAUAGCCCACGCGAGGCGGGUGAUAUUCAUUCAGAUGCCGCUCCGUCGCCGAACACAGAGUCGGGCAUCAAGGUCAAGCACGUCAUUCGCCAGGCCAAGGUGUCAAUUUGCCCGUAUUGUGGUGAUGAGAUCGUGUCUUAUGAGCCAUGAUCAGAAGAAUUAUCUCAGGGUUCUCAGGCAAGAUAAGCCAGGAAUUCCAAGGGAGUGUUUCAAAUUGCUUGCUACUAUGAAUUUUAGACGUCAACAUGAGGUGGAAGUAUGCGUUGUUUCGCCGCAGGUGCCAUUGUGCUUCUUGUCUUGCCCCGGCAGCUAUCAUCCAUGUCUCUCCAGCAUGUGUAUCGGUUGCUACAAAGAAAAGUUUAACCCGAAGUUUCAAGUAUCACAUUCCAUGUAAAUGCUUUCAGAUCAGAUACGAUGGAAGAUCGGAACACGGCCCCAGCGCUAAUAUGUUGGCUGUAGAUCUUUGUGAUAGGAUAAUGGAAAAAUAAG
Molecule: messenger RNA, 2074 nt
Organism: Paecilomyces variotii
Lineage: Eukaryota; Fungi; Ascomycota; Eurotiomycetes; Eurotiales; Thermoascaceae
Product: a-pheromone receptor PreA
Exons: 3
Coding region: 263-1735 (490 amino acids)
Biological process (GO): G protein-coupled receptor signaling pathway
Cellular component (GO): membrane
Molecular function (GO): mating-type factor pheromone receptor activity
Source: RefSeq, a predicted model, not a curated record